CUUGUCGUAUUUGUGGAGGCACGUUCAGCACUUCAUCCAGCCUGAGACGUCAUGAGCGUGUCAUUCAUGAGGGCAACAAGAGAGUCUUCCAUUGCCAAUAUUGCACAGAAGGAAAACGCACCUUUGGUAGUCGGUUCUUACUGGACAAGCAUAUUCGGCUCCAUCACAGAACCACAGAUGGACAGGACAGACCCAUGACCAGAAAACGUGCAGCCACAGGAGGAGAAGGACCGGGCAGUUCCUCAGAACAGGACGGUGAGGGCGGACCUCCUGGAGGCAGAGCGGGAGACGAGGAUGAAAACGCCACUGAGGACGGUGAGGAGGGGGCUGCAGGUCCUGCAAAGAGAACCAGGGCGUCCAUUGCGUCGGCAUCGUUGGCACCCAGCGAGCUUGAGGAGGAAGACAACGUUUUCCGCUGUGUCCCGUGCGGCUUUUCAACCGAGGACGGGGCAGAGUUUCAGCGCCACAUCCCCCAGCACCGGGCAGACACAGCCUCUUUCCAGUGCCUGCAGUGCGGCGUCUGCUUUGCAUCAGCCGGCUCUCUCAGCAGGCACCGCUUCAUCACUCACCGUGUGCGGGACACCCAGGGCGACGCGGACCGCAGCACCCCGCGCGCUCACGGCUCUCCUGACGGCUCGCCUGCUGGCUCCCCUCUGGCGCAUGGCGAGGACGGAGAGGGCAAUAUGUGCUGCAAGGUGUGCGGCCGGCGAUUCGACAAGGCCUCAGACCUCAACACCCACUUCAGGACCCACGGCAUGGCCUUCCUCACCGCACACAAGACAGACAAGCCCCAGUAG
Molecule: messenger RNA, 797 nt
Organism: Plectropomus leopardus (leopard coralgrouper)
Lineage: Eukaryota; Metazoa; Chordata; Actinopteri; Perciformes; Serranidae
Source: RefSeq, a predicted model, not a curated record